This is a messenger RNA of Henningerozyma blattae CBS 6284, 1449 nucleotides long. It is a transcript of the gene MSF1, whose product is annotated as phenylalanine--tRNA ligase. The transcript has a single exon. The record is from RefSeq and is a predicted model, not a curated record. Lineage: Eukaryota; Fungi; Ascomycota; Saccharomycetes; Saccharomycetales; Saccharomycetaceae. Gene Ontology annotation, molecular function: ATP binding; phenylalanine-tRNA ligase activity; tRNA binding. Gene Ontology annotation, biological process: phenylalanyl-tRNA aminoacylation. Gene Ontology annotation, cellular component: cytoplasm; mitochondrion. Bases 1 to 1449 code for a protein of 482 amino acids.
AUGAUAUUAGUUCCAUUACGACAAACAUUAAUUAGAAGCGGAUUGAAAUACUACUCAUCCGCACUCCCUAAAACAAUAGAUAUUGAUGGUAAAACAUUUAAAACUGAUGAUUCAAUGACAAAUGUAACACCCAACACACUAGCAUUGGUUGGCAGGAAUCUUCAUCUUAAUGAGAAUCAUCCAGUUGGUAUCUUAAGAACAAUGAUUGAAGAAAAAUUGAAUUCAACUUCAAAUAAUUUUAAAACUUAUAAUAAUUUCAAACCAGUAGUUUCAGUUUAUGAUAAUUUUGAUUCUUUAGGAUUUCUACCAGAUCAUCCAGGUAGAGCUAAAACUGAUACUUACUAUAUAAACAAAGAAUUUCUAUUAAGAACUCAUACUUCUGCUCAUGAAAUUCCAUGUUUCCAAAGAAUAAAAAAUUUCCUCUCCAAAGACAAAAACUCUAAUAUACCACCUGAACAAUUAACUGACAAGACUGGGUUUUUAAUAUCUGCGGAUGUUUACAGAAGGGAUGAAAUUGAUAGAAACCAUUAUCCAGCUUUCCAUCAAAUGGAAGGGGCUUGUGCUUGGAAACGUAAUCCUGAUGAUCCUCAAGAACAUAUAAAUAAAUUAAGAAAGGAUAUUAAGCAAUUAGAAGAUCAAUUGGCUCAAGAAAAGUUAAAAAUUACUUUAGUAUCAGAUGAUGUUUCAUUAGAAGCUAACCCCAAACAAGAUUAUAUGAGUGAUUUAGAGGUUAACUUAUGUUCUCAACAUUUAAAAAGAUCAAUUGAACUAGUUGUCUCUGAAGUUUUUAAUCAAAAAAUUGAAAGCAUGAAAUUAUUACAAAAAAAUGACUCAAAUUACAAAUGUGAGAUUCCUACUGAGUUGAAAGCAAGAUGGAUUAGGGCAUACUUUCCUUGGACUGCCCCUUCUUGGGAAAUUGAAGUCUGGUGGCAAAAUGAUUGGUUAGAAUUAUGUGGAUGUGGGAUUGUUCGUGAAGAUCUAUUAUUAAGAAGUGGUUAUGAAAAAGAUUCAUCAAUUGCUUGGGCAUUUGGACUUGGAUUGGAUCGUAUUGCUAUGCUCUUAUUUGAUAUUCUUGAUAUUCGUUUAUUCUGGUCUCAUGAUAAGAGAUUUCAAAACCAGUUCCAAAAAGGAAAAAUUACAACAUUUCAACCAUACUCUAGAUAUCCAGGGACUAGCCGUGAUGUUUCAUUCUGGCUACCAAAAGGUUUAACUAAAAAGGAUAUUAAUGACAAUGAUGUUACCGAAAUAGUUAGAGGCAUUGGAUCAGAUCUGGUGGGUAGUGUAAAAUUAGUAGACGUUUUUACAAAUACUCGCAACAAUCAAGUAUCUGUAUCUUACAGAAUAUUUUAUCAGUCAAUGGAUAGAAAUAUAACUAAUUCAGAGAUUAAUGAUUUACAACAGAAAGUUUGCGAAGCUAUAGUUGAAAAAUACAAUGUUGAAUUGCGUUGA